Dermacentor albipictus is the source of this 1525-nucleotide messenger RNA. RefSeq names its product iripin-2-like. Lineage: Eukaryota; Metazoa; Arthropoda; Arachnida; Ixodida; Ixodidae. The record is from RefSeq and is a predicted model, not a curated record. Gene Ontology annotation, molecular function: serine-type endopeptidase inhibitor activity.
CCGAAUCGAGCGUCCCCAUAUAAGCAACGCCUGGAACCGGCUCUGCGCACACGUGGCGUAUACGAGGCCGGUGGUGGAGAAGUGCGACCAAUUUUCAUAUCUUUGCGCGCCUUCGGCAGUUCGUAAACAGAACACCACCGAGAGCGGAGCGACUGCUCAGAUCGAGGCAUGAUGAAGCCACUGGCAACGCUGGCCACUAUCCUGGCGGUGAGCUGCUUCCAGCUCUCUCUCGGCCAGACGGAGAAGGAACAGAAGCUCAUUGCAGCGAACAAUGAAUUUGCCAUUCAGCUGCUCAAGGUGCUUCCUAGCCCACCGGACGACAACAUCUUCUUCUCGCCGUACAGCCUCUCGACAGCCCUCGGCAUGGCCUUCAUGGGAGCCAGAGGUGCCACGCUGCAGGAGCUCGCCCAAGCGCUCGGAUACAGCGCGGCCUCGCUCAGUGAGAGCGACGUUCAAGAGGGCUUCUCCCACCAAAACUCCAGGCUGCAGGGGCACGCCCGGCAAGCCGGCCUCGAAGUGGCCAAUAGCGCAGCGGUCCAGGAGGGCUUCAAGGUCCUCGACAGUUACUACGAUACUCUGAAUCGCACCUUCAACGCGCACCUCUUUAACGUUGACUUCCAGCACAACGGUCAGCAGGCAGUGGACACCAUCAACCAAUGGGUCAAGCAGGCGACGGACAACAAGAUCGACAAGCUGUUCGGCGAACCGCUGGACACCGACACGCGGCUGGUGCUCAUGAACGCGAUACUCUUCAAGGGAUUUUGGGAACGCGAGUUCGAGCCAAGCCAGACGACUAAGCACGUCUUCUACAACGGCGGCAUCCACGGCACUCAGGUGGACACCAUGUUCUUGCGGCACACGACCAACCGCGGCUUCUCGGAGCCGCUGCAGUCGAAAGUACUGGAGCUUCUGUACCGUGACAGCGAUUACAGCAUGGUCAUCGUACUUCCCGAGGUGCGGGACGGCGUGGAAGCUGUGAAGCAGGUUCUCACUAUGGAGAAGCUCAACGCAGCCAUUGCGUCGCUGAGGAGCCUCCCGGUGGCCAUUUCCCUUCCUAAGUUCAAGCUGGACAAACUGAACCCGCUGAAAAGCAACUUGACCCACUUGGGCUUGGGGAAGAUAUUCGGUGACGCCGACUUGUCGGGCAUCACGGGCGACCGCCAGCUAGUCGUGUCCGACGUGCUCCAGCGUGCUGUGGUCGACGUCAACGAGGAGGGCACCGAGGCAGCGGCGGUCUCUAGCGUCGUCGGCGUCAACCGCAUCGGUAUUGAGCCAUUCCCCUUCACGGCUGACCAUCCGUUCAUGUUCUUCAUCCGCGACCGCAAGACCAACGAGAUCUUCUUCGCUGGACAAGUGAACAAGCUCUGAGCAGAAGGCAUGACUGCUAUACGUUAUCAUCCAAAACCUGCGGAAGUUUCGAACAAAUAUGCGUGUUUUUCUUGUGGCUUGUGGCAAGUUGAGCUAUCGUGGCAUUAGUGUCAAAUGAAAUUACGUUCCUCUCAAAUAAUAAAGAAACAACUACGAA